CCCGUCCGUCGCUUCAGCUACUGUAGCUACCACAGUACACAUCCAUACGCUCCUCCUGAGGAACGAUCUCUAGAGCGGGUCCAGAUCGGCGAUAGGCCUCUCACCUUGCAGCCAUGUGCAGUCCCAGUCGUCAAACUCCGUGACACCAUCUCUGGCCGAACCCGUAACGUUGAUGCGACCAUGACCGCAAAGACGGUUCAGGAACGUGCAAAGCUGCGACCGCCGCCCCUUCAGACGUCUUCUCUCAGCCAGCCUGCUCCAGCAGGGGCGGCAUUGUUCCCGCCACAUCCACCGAUGCCUGGUCAAGUGGAGAGAUAUCCGGAACUGGACGAGAGCGCGACACAGGAACCUAAGUCUGGUCAACAGCGCUUCGUACUCACAGACCCGGUCGCAUUCAGGUAUCUGGAAGAGGAUGCUUCGACUACACUUGUCGAUCGCCGAGCAGAUCUUCGAGGCUAUGAGUGCUGGAUCGUUGAGCAAUGGACCACUUCUCGCAUGCAUCCGACUUUCAUGAUCACAACAUACACAGGCGACCCCUCUCACACUGUCAAAGUGGGUGUUCUAAGUGUACCAACGGACGAGUCUACAUGGUCUUCCAGAUUGCGAGUAUACUUCAAAGCCCUGAACCAAUUUCAUGCCAAGCGGCGUGAGACACCUCUCGGCAUCUUGAUGGUCACCAAUCUCACUGGCUUCCCUUCAUCGCUGGCUGUGAUACCAGUUCCAGACGGCGAUGUAGGCAAGCACAGGUUCGACUUCUUUGUGAACGAAGACCUCAAAAGGCUCGGCUGCUCAGGUCGUGUCGGUCUGUCACUUUCGCAGCCUGCAGCUUCCACUGUAGUCAAGUUCCAUCAGUUGUACAGGACUAGCGACAAGAAUGACAUCUACAAAUCAGUCAUCGAGCUGGUCAAGCUGUGCCAAAGCGCACUGACUUUGUUCGACAAGCUGGAGAUUGACUACGCAGAUGGCCUACUAUGCGACGUCACAGAGCGUGCAAUUAAUGACUGGUGGGUGGAGAUGGGCAGCGAUCACUAUAAUGUAGAACCGCACGAUGGAAUCCUAGGCCCUACAACUGUCUCCGGGCUGCUAGGCAUGCUCAUGGGUGCUAGGAAUAGAUUGCACGCCAUGAGUGCGCCUGUCUCGAAGGACCCUUUUGACAUAGUGACUAUGAAAAAGGCCAUCAGUGCUUUCCAGAAACAGCAGAGGUUGCCUCGCACACGUCGGCUGGACCGACGGACCAUGAAUAGGCUGCACAAGGCAACACAGAAGGCUGCCGACAAAGUGCAUUGGACUAUGCCGAGAGCCGUGAAGUCGACAGUAGCUGAACUCAGUGGGAAAGGUGGUGAUCUCCACGAUGGCCUGGGACGGCGUGAUCGCGCGGGCAUUGCCGAGAUUGAGACCGUGGAUAUUGAACGGUUUGUGCAGCUGGUUUACGGUGACCGGUGUAAAUGGUUGUGGCUUGGUAAACCACCCAAGAAGCACAAAACUAGCGAUGCUGCCGAUCGCGCGUCGCAAGACGUACAAGAAGCUCCACAAUUCAGUAAAGGACUUGUCUUUAGAUCUGACGAGCAUGGAGGCUUCACAUGGACUGCAGGUCGCAAAGGUACGGUGGAUGGCAGUGAACCGCAGAGACGAGACAUGGAGCACGAGCAGCAAGGCGACUCUGGCGCACCCGCUCUGUCGGAUGAAGGCGAAGAAAGCGACAAAGAUGGUCAGCAUCCAGUCUUUAAGCGUGCAUCGACCAUUAAGAACGAUGCCAAAAGUGGCUUGAGUAAGGUCAAAGAUGCCGUAGGGUUUCGUGGUCACAAGUCAAAGCCUUCGAUAGACGACCCUGCAGCUCUGUCGCCAAUUGAACAGAGAGGCAAUAAGCGACCGUUGCUCAGCCGAUCGCGCACAAGCCCAGUCAGCAGCCCCAGCAGUCUCAACCUCUCGUCUAGAGAUCCGUCCAGACAGGUCUCCGCAAAGUCUGCUGCUGAGCAGAGCAGCCGACUCAACACAGCCUUGAGUGGGAGCGCUUCUGGACUUGAGGACUACCCGGAAUCGCUAACUGAAGUGUCUGGCCCGCAGGUUACCUCAGAGCAAGGUCUUCGAGGCCCAAAGGAUGCCGCAUCAAGCAAGACUGCCACGAAUGAUACUGGCCAUCAGCAACAUACCAGGGACAACUCGAGCGCGACCUCGGGGACAGCGGAGCUACCAUCUAUCGCGGGAUCAGUGUAUAAUGGCGUUGACUUGAGCGAGGUCCUGCCUGAAAAGGUCGAGACAGAAACCGAUGUUCCUCAGCUCUUGCGCCGUACGACCUCGUAUUCCCAGUUUGUGACGACAGAGCUCCAGCCUCAUGAUGAGCAUGCGCAUCCGCGACAAUUGAGUUUCAGCUUGGCAGAAGACAGCGUGUUGUCUUGGGAUCCUCUACCUGAAGACGAGUAUGAUCCCUUCGCUUCCUUGGAAGCGCAGCUCGCAGAGCAGGAACAUAUUGCCAACGACGCCAAGAGGCUGCGCAGCGUCAUCACGGCGCUGCAGACUGAGACGGCUCCUUGGACACAGGCUGAGCUACAGAAGCUGUUCACUAUCCUCAAUCAAGCAGAUCGUGACCAGGAAGCGCUCGAUCACAUGUACCUGCCACAUCUGCAGACUGUGCGCGAGCUUCAGGGGCAUUCAGGCGGCCUUCUCAGAGAGGAGAAGGAGCGUCUGGAGGAUGGCGUCAAAGAGAUCGAGGCCUUUGCCGCGAAGCUCGAAUACGAGGUUGAUGCACUGAAGAGUAAAGUGGAAGAUGUCACGGCUGCUGUCAAGGACUACGAAACAGGCGUAAUGCGAAUUGAAGAGAGAGUCACGGAACUCGAGAGGGAAGCUGAGGUCAGUGAUGGCUGGAAGUGCAUUAUGCAAUAAGGUAGGUAAUGGUAGUAGCAGGUUAGUAAUAAUGUUUAUAUACUAAGA
Molecule: messenger RNA, 2928 nt
Organism: Sphaerulina musiva SO2202
Lineage: Eukaryota; Fungi; Ascomycota; Dothideomycetes; Mycosphaerellales; Mycosphaerellaceae
Exons: 2
Coding region: 181-2880 (899 amino acids)
Cellular component (GO): Sin3-type complex
Source: RefSeq, a predicted model, not a curated record